This is a messenger RNA of Fusarium venenatum, 963 nucleotides long. RefSeq names its product metallo-beta-lactamase superfamily protein. Lineage: Eukaryota; Fungi; Ascomycota; Sordariomycetes; Hypocreales; Nectriaceae. The record is from RefSeq and is a predicted model, not a curated record.
AUGGUCGCUGGAGACUAUCAAUUUUCUCGGCAGUUAAUGACUGAACUUGGUUCUCUCAAAGACCUACUUCACCAAAAUGAAGUUGUUUCGGUCACCCCGUAUGAAACAGGUGUGAUGACUACUCCGGCAUCAGCACUUGUUCUUGAUGCCAGGUCGACAAGUGCGGGAACUUCCUGGCGCUUCUUUAUUCAUCAUAGUCUGACAGACACUAAGCUAUGGUUUGAUAUGGGAAUCUCUUCGAAUCUUAGCUCUUAUCCUGAGAGUGUCCAAGCAGUUCAUGAACACUUCAAACCGGACCCCGCAACCCGAUCCCUUGCACAGGAUACCGAAGAUGCAGGCUUCAAACCAUCAGAUGUGAAAUACGUGAUUGCUAGUCAUGCUCACUGGGACCAUGUCCGCCCGAUGCCAAUUGAGUUCAAUCAGACUACCAUGAUAUGCGGUCCUGGUACUAUUGAGACGUAUGGCCCAGCAUAUCCAACGGAGCCAGAGUCAGUAUUCGAUGGUCGUAUCUGGGACUCUAGCCUGCGAACGUUUCCUUUGGAAGAGCUUCCCCCAACCACUAAUGCCGCGUGGUUCCAACUCGGCCCUUUCCCUCAUGCUCUAGACUUCUUCAACGAUGGUUCAGUCUUCCUUAUUAGCGCACCUGGCCAUCUGCAAGGCAAUUUGGCACUUCUUACACGUGUUGCCACGACAGAUGGGAGCAGGAAAUGGCUAUUUCUUGGAGGUGAUUGUGCCGCUUGCAACAUCUUUACUUACUGGCCGGAGGCACCCUUUGGCCUGAUGCCAGCAGGUACUAUGGAACAUGCCACCUUGCAUGAAAACGAAGAUGAGGCACGGUCAACUAUCCGACUAAUCUCUCAAUGUAAAAAGGAUCUUGGUAGUGAUUUACUAGUAUGGUACGCUCAUUCGGAGAUGUUGGAAGGAUUCUGGGAGAUGACUAACGGGAAUGCAAUUGAAAACUAA